This is a messenger RNA of Peromyscus eremicus (cactus mouse), 1669 nucleotides long. It is a transcript of the gene Smtnl1, whose product is annotated as smoothelin like 1. Gene Ontology annotation, cellular component: microtubule organizing center; filamentous actin. The transcript has 7 exons. Gene Ontology annotation, molecular function: protein binding. Lineage: Eukaryota; Metazoa; Chordata; Mammalia; Rodentia; Cricetidae. Gene Ontology annotation, biological process: actin cytoskeleton organization. The record is from RefSeq and is a predicted model, not a curated record. The coding region runs from base 1 to 1464 and encodes 487 amino acids.
AUGGAACGGACAGAAAAGAGUCCCUCUGAGAACGGGACCACUGUCUCCCCAACUGCGGGGAAUCUUGACACACCAGGAAAUCAAAGCACUGCAGAGGAGGUGGCCAAAGGCCCAGCUGGGACAAGUGUCAAAGACCCUCCGGAUGAGGCAGAACAGGAGGGUAAAGCAGCCCCCAAGGGGGCAGUGUCAGGGGAGUGCCCGGAGGACGCAAGUGUAUUAGAUGAGCUCAAGGUAGACCUGCAAGGGGAGGCCAGUGGGAAGGAGGAAGCCAAGGGUGACCUUGCAGAGGAGGAGGAUGGGAAGGAGGAGACCACCGUGGCUUCCCAGGAAGAGACUGGCAGGAAAGAAGACACAACACCUGAACCCAGCGAGGUUAAGGGAAAAGAGGAGGCCACGCUGGCCCUGGAGAAGCAGAAGUCUGAUGGAAAAGAGGCCAAUCUGGACUCUAAGGAGAAAUUGGAUGUGAGUGAUAAAGCCAAGCCUGAACCCAAGGAGGGUGCUGGGGCAGAGGUUACUGUCCAAGAGGCUGAGACGGAAUCUCAGAAGAAGGCUGAUGUGAAGGACCAGGCCACCGCUGAACUUCAGGCAGUCGAUGGGAAGGAGGUCAUCGAUGGGAAGGAGGUCGUCGAUGAUGGGAAGGAGGUCGUCGAUGAUGGGAAGGAGGUCGUCGAUGAUGGGAAGGAGGUCGAAAGUGGCACAAAGGAGCUGGUGGAGCCAGGGAGUCCCACUGAAGAGCAGGAGCAGGGUGAGGAAAAAGAAUCAGAAGAAAGGACAGCGGUGAUUCCCAGCUCCCCCGAGGAAUGGCCUGAGAGCCCCACAGAUGAGGGAACCAGCCUCAGCCCAGAUGGCUUGGGUCCAGACUCUACGGCAUCUGGAGAGACCAGUCCUUCAGCCAGUGAGUCUUCGCCCAGUGACGUGCCCCAGAGCCCCACGGAGCCCCCACCCUCGGAGGAAAAAAAGGAGAGAGCACCAGAACGCAGGGUGUCGGCCCCUGCUCGGCCCCGGGGACCCCGUGCGCAGAAUCGCAAAGCCAUCAUGGACAAGUUUGGCGGGGCAGCCUCGGGCCCCACUGCCCUCUUCCGGAACACGAAAGCCGCGGGGGCAGCCAUUGGUGGUGUUAAGAACAUGCUUUUGGAGUGGUGCCGGGCCAUGACGAGAAAGUAUGAGCACGUGGACAUCCAGAACUUCUCCUCCAGCUGGAGCAGCGGCAUGGCCUUCUGCGCCCUCAUCCACAAGUUUUUCCCAGAUGCCUUUGACUAUGCAGAGCUGGACCCCACAAAGCGGCGGCACAACUUCACCCUAGCCUUCUCCACUGCAGAGAAACUAGCUGACUGUGCCCAGCUGCUGGACGUGGAUGACAUGGUGCGGCUGGCCGUGCCCGACUCCAAGUGCGUCUACACCUACAUCCAGGAGCUGUACCGUAGCCUUGUGCAGAAAGGGCUGGUGAAGACGAAAAAGAAAUGAAUGGCAAAGCCGUGCGGAUGGAGGAGGGGGGGGCAGCUGACAACAGUAGACUGGGCCUCCAGGCGUGAAACAGGUGGCACCGGUCUCAAUGGCAUUAAAAGAACUGUUGUAAAAUUCCUCUCAUUCCUUGAUGCUCCCCGCACCCCAACCAGCCACAUGUAUGCAAUAGGCGGUGGCCAAAAAUAAAAAGAAACCCGCAUUUGGA